UCUUAUUGCUUUAGUUAUUUUACUUUAAAGGAAGGCCGAGCCUCCUUCGUUUUUAUUUUUUGUUUAUUUUCUUUCCUUAAAGGGAAGGCCGAGCCUCCCGAUCUGCCCUUUCUUUGUUAUAUGGUUGGCUAUGCCACCUAAUUUUUGUCCUUUACAUUAUUAUAUGGUUGGCCGUGUCACCUAAUUUUCGUUCUUUUUAUAUGGUUGGCUGUGCCACCUAAUUUUUGUUCAUUACAUCUACUUUUUGUUAUUUUAUGUCAUAUUGGUAUCGUGAAUUAAAUUCUCAUCGUUUAGGUAAAGAUAAUUGUGAAACUUUCUUUAGUAAUUUAUUUGACUCACCUCAACACUCACUCACAUCUUCCACCAUGGCUGAUAAUGAAAGCAUACACGAUGAAAAUGAAAACCAACAAGUACGAACCAUGCGUGAUUACUUGCAACCUCCUCGAAAUUCUGCUCCUUCAUGUUUCAUUUUUCCUCUUAAUGCUAAUAAUUUUCGAUUCAAGCCGGGUAUGAUUCCAUUACUUCCUAAUUUUCAUGGCUUAGAAUCCGAAAGUCCAUAUUUGCAUCUUAAAGAAUUUGAGGAAGUAUGUGCAACAUUUAACGAUCAAACUUGUCCCAACGAAAUUGUUAAGUUGAAAUUGUUUCCUUUUUCUCUAAAAGAUAAAGCAAAAACUUGGCUUAACUCUUUAAAACCUAGGUCGAUUGGCACAUGGCAAGAAAUGCAAAGUGAGUUUUUGAAGAAAUUCUUUCCAGCCCAUAAAACUAAUGCUUUGAAAAGACAAAUCCAAAAUUUUUCUCAAAAAACCAAUGAAGCGUACUUUCAAUGUUUAGAAAGAUUUAAAGAUUUGUUAAAUACAUGCCCACAUCAUGGUUUUGAAAAAUGGCGUACUAUAAGUUUCUUUUAUGAGGGCCUAACUCCUGAGGAAGACGGUCAUACAAAGGCCGAAUAAAGCUCUCUUGGAGCA
Olea europaea var. sylvestris is the source of this 965-nucleotide messenger RNA. RefSeq lists its product as uncharacterized. The transcript is spliced from 2 exons. NCBI's taxonomy places the organism in Eukaryota, Viridiplantae, Streptophyta, Magnoliopsida, Lamiales, Oleaceae. Bases 255 to 950 code for a protein of 231 amino acids. The record is from RefSeq and is a predicted model, not a curated record.